UGUUUAUAAAUCAAAAAAAAAAAAUUGAAAAAGAAGACAUAAAAUACUACCAAAUCCGAACUCAUCCAAGAGAACAAUUUUAACUAGCACUACGGCUGUGCACAGGAUCUCCAAGCUCUAGGCUCAUGAAUUCUGCCAUCUUUACCCUGCUAAAUCGCCUGAGAGCCGUCCCUCAUCUCCGACCAUCACCGGCACUCUUUACUCCGGCGGCAACGAGACACUUCUCCACGAAAACAAGCAGAUCGCCUCCUCGCCCAACUCUUUCCUCAACCAUCUAUCCCUUAGGCCACCCCAGCAUCGAUCUCUCGCUGGAGCUCGACCGCUGGAUCUUGAGCGGCAAUACCAUCCGACUCGUAGAGCUUCAGAAUCUCAUCCGCGACCUCCGUACUCGCCGAAGAUUCAGCCAAGCCCUGGAGGUUUCCGAAUGGAUGAAAGUUAAGUGGAUGAAAGAGAAAGGCGGCAUGUCGUUCAUGGCCAGCGACCAUGCAGUGCAUCUUGAUCUCAUGGGAGAAGUUGAUGGCCUCUCCGCUGCCAAAAAGUAUUUUGAGUGCCUGAAAGAGAGGGACAAGAAUGAGAAAACUUAUGGUGCUCUCCUGAACUGCUAUGUUAGAGAGCGCCUGAUUGAUGAAUCUUUGUCCCACUUGCAGAAGAUGAAGGAGAUGGGAAUGGCAUCCUGCCCUCUCCCUUAUAACAACAUAAUGUCUCUUUACACCAAUACUGGCCAGCAUGAAAAGGUUCCUUCGGUGCUGGAAGAAAUGAAGAACAAUAUGGUCUUGCCAGAUAACUUCAGCUAUAGGAUUUGCAUCAAUUCUUUUGGUACAAGAUCUGACUUUGAAGGAAUGGAAAAGGUUUUGGAGGAAAUGGAGCAUCAGCCACAGAUUAUCAUGGACUGGAACACAUAUUCAGUGCUCGCCAACAUGUAUAUCAAAGCUGGGAACAAGUUGAAGGCUGUUUCUGCGCUGAAGAAAGCAGAACAGAAGCUAGAAAAGAAGAAUGGUCUCUGUUACAAUCAUUUGAUCUCACUCUAUGGAGUUUUGGGAAACAAACAGGAGAUGUGGAGGUUGUGGGAGCUUCAGAAGGUGAACUGUAAGAAAAUCAUCAAUAGGGAUUACACCACCAUGCUUGGAGCCCUGGUGAAGCUUGGGGAGCUGGAGGAAGCUGAGGCAUUGCUGAAGGAGUGGGAGUUAAGUGGCAGUACUUAUGAUUUUAGAGUUCCGAAUGUACUUCUUGCGGCAUAUCGGCAGAGAGGCUUGAUGGAGAAGGCUGAGGAGAUGAUUGAUGAGUUUCUGAAGAAAAGUAAAACUCCACCAUCAAGUAGUUGGGGGCUUGUUGCCGCUGGCUAUGUUGAGAAAGGUGAGUUAGGGAAAGCUUUUGAGUUCAUGACUAACGCUCUUUGCGUGUAUUCUCCUGGUGGUGGGUGGGUGCCAAACCCUAAUGUUAUAAGGAGCAUAUUGCAGUACCUUGGUGAUGAAGGAGAGAUAAAGAUGGUGGAGAAUUUUAUAGGGUUGCUGAAGAAUGCAGUUCCUGUGAAUAGAGAUGUGUAUCACGCAUUGAUUAAGUGUAAUAUUAGAGCAGGGAGUGGAGUAGGUAAGAUUUUGGAGAUUAUGAAAGCUGAGGGUGUAGAACCAAAUGAAGAGACCCAGGUAAUAAUUUCAAGUUUCGAAGGUCAGAACUUUGCCUCAAGCUCGUAGAAUUUAUGUUGUGAAAUUGGAUGAAAUUUAAUUUGUAGUUGUAAUGAAAUAUUUCUCUCAUUUUUUUAUUUUUUUAUUUUUGUUUUUGUUAAUUUAUCGUUAGUAGAAUCGCACGUAUUAGUUUGUGUUCUUAGUAGAUAUACAGAGUUUUAGCUCACCUCUCAAAAGAGCUCUUCAGAGUAGUGGGCAGCCCAUAACUUAAAUACUGCUUUUCGGCUCGACACUUAGCCGAUGUGGGACUUUUUGUCUGUGAUAUUCUCCUCCACCCAAUCACGUGACACCCUUUGUCACGGAUCUGGCAGGCGGUAAUCUGUUCUGAUACCACUUGUCAACUCCCAGAAGAGCUCUUCAGAGUGGUGGGCAGCCCAGGAUUUAAAUA
Phalaenopsis equestris is the source of this 2070-nucleotide messenger RNA. Its product is annotated as pentatricopeptide repeat-containing protein At4g21705, mitochondrial. Gene Ontology annotation, cellular component: mitochondrion. The record is from RefSeq and is a predicted model, not a curated record. Gene Ontology annotation, molecular function: protein binding. The coding region runs from base 126 to 1691 and encodes 521 amino acids. NCBI's taxonomy places the organism in Eukaryota, Viridiplantae, Streptophyta, Magnoliopsida, Asparagales, Orchidaceae. The transcript is spliced from 2 exons.